Angiostrongylus costaricensis is the source of this 740-nucleotide messenger RNA. Lineage: Eukaryota; Metazoa; Nematoda; Chromadorea; Rhabditida; Metastrongylidae. The record is from the annotation of a GenBank genome assembly.
CCCCAUCGUAUACACCUACGGUCCGGAGUUUUGCAAAAUCUCAGCACCAUUGUGGUUCUAUUUCUUUUAAAGGCUUCGUUGAUUGUAAUUAUUCUAGCCUAACCGUUGAGGAAACGUGCCAAUUUCGUGGAACCGUUGAGAAUUAUGUGGUGAUUUUCACAUUCAUCACCAUUUUUCUUCUUUCCGUUAUCGGUAACGCACUGGUUAUCGUUGUCAUCCUGCAGCGAAGAGCGAUGCGUUCGAUCACCAACAUUUACCUUAUGAAUCUCGCUAUCACCGACUUGAUGCUUUCAGUGGUUUGUAUGCCACCAACACUGUUUUCGAUGGUUAUGAACUGUUGGAUUUUCGGUAACAUCUUGUGCAAGGUAUUUGCCUACUUACAGCCAAUGGUUGUCACAGCGUCUGCUUAUACGCUUGCGGUGAUCGCUUUUGAAAGAUAUUAUGCCAUUUGCAGGCCACUGCAUUCACGAAUAUGGCAGACAAGAUCGCACGCGUACGCGAUGAUCAUACUGGUGUGGGUGGUGGCUCUGGCUGCUAAUAUGCUGAUGCUGUUCAUGUACGAAGAGCAAACCUACAAUGGCAAUGGUCUCACGUGUACUCCCAUCUACAAACCGGUCUAUCAUUUCGCCAAUCAAGUCAGGCAUUAUGAGAAAUACAACCACAGUGAAGUUGCGGUAUUUGCAAAAUUCAAGACUACAGGUGUGUCGCGGUCUUACCCUUUAUGGUUGUAUUUUACAUAA